Messenger RNA from Podarcis muralis (Common wall lizard), 5115 nucleotides. Lineage: Eukaryota; Metazoa; Chordata; Lepidosauria; Squamata; Lacertidae. The record is from RefSeq and is a predicted model, not a curated record.
CUCUCUCUCCCCCCCCCCUCACAACCCCCUUGCAGCGGGGGGAGGGGCUCCUCCUCUCUCGCCCCUCAGAGACACGACGGGGACCCUCUUGGGAGGGGAGCAGAAAGGGGUCUCUCCCAGAAAGGGGUCUCUCUCUCCCCCCCCCCUCACAACCCCACUGCACUCCUCUCAUGGCGGAAGGGGAGCCCACCCUCUCCCUGCCGGGCCAAGGGGGUCUCUGGGCGCAGGAGAGCCUGUGGGGAGGAGGGGGGAGAGGAAAGGAAGCGCCCCUUCUCUCUCAGGCAGCCCCAUGUCUCUUCCCACCCCCGAGGCUGGGUCCAUCUCUGGGCUUCACAAAGGACCCCCCCUGGGCUGGGGGGGGAGGGACCCCCCUUUGGCUUCCCUGGGUCCGCCCCUCCCCCACUCUCCUGACCCACAGGGGGAGGGGCAGCCCUUCCCUCCUUCUCACUCAGCCUCUCCCCUCCCAGCCUCCCUGUUUGCAGAUUGAAAACCACCUCCUUCUCUCCCCGCAAACCCAGGUCACCCCCAGAUAUGAUGCCCCCCUGGCAGCCAUCUCGCCCCCUGCUGUGGGGAGGAGGAGGGGGGGCCAUGUCCCCGUGGAGCCCCCCCGAGGCAGCGCCGUCCCGUCCUCUUCCCAUCCCAACACAGGGAGGGGCUGCUCUGUCGAUGUAGCUCUAGGGGCAAGAGCAUCCCAAAAGGAACCGGAAGUGUCGCUGCGAAAUGCGCCGGAAGUUUCCAGGAAAGGGGAGGAGGGGCGUCAGUGGAGAACCCCCCCCCCAGCCCCUUCUAGUGCGGACAAGGAAAGCGGACUAAUCUGGAGCCAGGGAGGCGGAGGACCAAGAGGUUUCCUUUCCCCCCGCUCCUCCCUGUUGAAAGAAGACAAUGGAGAAGGCAGUCAAAAUUCUGGAGGGCCAUGUCCAAUGGGAAUAACAAAGAAACCAUAUAAAUUCAUGGAUUCUGAAAAGAGAGAGGAGAAACAAUUUGAAAGUAUGGAGUGUGGGAAGAGUUUCACUGACAGUGGAACACUUGGAAAACAUCAACGGACUCACACAGGAGAGAAACCAUUUAAAUGCAUGGAGUGUGGAAAAAGCUUUGGUUGGAGUUCAAACCUUCGUAUACAUAAACACACGCACACGGGGGAGAAACCAUAUGAAUGUAAGGAGUGUGGAAAGAGCUUCAGUCAGAUUGGACACCUUAGAAACCAUCAACGAACCCACACAGGGGAAAAACCAUAUAAAUGUAUGGAGUGUGGAAAGAGCUUCACCGAUAGUGGAUCAUUUAGAAAACAUCAACAGACACACACGGGCGAGAAACCAUUCAAAUGCAUGGAAUGUGUAAAGAGCUUCAGUCAGAGUGGAUACCUUAGAAUCCAUCAACGGAUUCACACAGGGGAGAAACCAUUUAAAUGUUUGGAGUGUGGAAAGAGUUUCAGUACAAAUAGAGGACUGAAUAUUCAUCAUAAAACUCACACUGGGGAAAAACCAUUUAAAUGUAUGCUGUGUGAUAAGAGCUUCACUGUCAGUAGAACACUUAGAAUCCAUUAUCGAAAUCACACCGGGGAAAAACCAUAUGAAUGUAUGGAUUGUGGAAAGAGAUUCAGUCACAGUGAAACACUGAGAAAACAUAAACAGAUUCACACAGGGGAAAAACCAUUUAAAUGCAUGGAAUGUGGAAAGAGCUUUAUUGAUGGUACAGCACUUAAUAUCCAUCAUCAAACUCACACAGGGGAGAAACCAUUUGAAUGUAUGGUAUGUGGAAAAAGCUUCAAUCGCAGUAGAACACUUAGAAUCCAUCAAUGGACACACACAGGGGAAAAACCAUUUGAAUGUAAGGAGUGUGGAAAGGGCUUCACUUCUAGUGGAACACUUAGAAUCCAUCAACGGACUCACACAGGGGAAAAACCAUUUGAAUGUAAGGAGUGUGGAAAGGGCUUCACUUCUAGUGGAGCAGUAAGAAGGCAUCAAUGGACUCACUCAGGGGAAAAACCAUUUAAAUGCAUGGAAUGUGGAAAGAGUUUUAUUGAGAGUAGAGACCUGAUAACCCAUUAUCAAACUCACACUGGGGAGAAACCAUUUAAAUGCACCGAGUGCGGAAAGAGCUUCAAUCGCAGUGGAACACUUAGAAAACAUCAACGGACUCACACAGGGGAGAAACCAUUUAAAUGCAUGGAAUGUGGAAAGAGCUUUAUUGAUGGUACAGCACUUAGUAUCCAUCAUCAAACUCACACAGGGGAGAAACCAUUUAAAUGUAAGGAGUGUGGAAAGGGCUUCACCAAUGUUGGAAAUGUUAGAAGACAUCAACGGACUCACAGUGGAAACCUUAGAAUUCAUCAACGGAGUCACACAGGGGAGAAACCAUUUACAUGUGUGGAGUGCGGAAAGAGCUUCAGUAAGAGUACAAACCUUUGUUCACAUGAACGAACUCACACAGGGGAGAAGCCAUUUAGAUGUAUGGAGUGUGGAAAGUGCUUCAGUCUGAAUUCAAACCUUAAGAAACAUCAACGGAUUCACACAGGAGAGAAACCAUUUGAAUGCAUGAAGUGUGGGAAAACCUUCACUUGUAGCGGAACUCUUAGAAGACAUCAAAGAAAUCACACAGGAGAGAAACCAUUUGAAUGUAUGGAGUGUGGAAAGAGCUUUAUUGACAGUGGAAAACUUAGACUACACCAACGGAUUCACACUGGGGAGAAACCAUAUAAAUGUAUGGAGUGUGGAAAGUGCUUCCGUCAGAGUGGAGCCCUUAGAGUUCAUCAACAGAUUCACACUGGGAAUAAACCAUUUAAAUGUAUAGAGUGUGGAGCGAGCUUCACUGACAGUUCAAGACUUAGAAUUCAUCAACGGAUUCAUACAGGGGAAAAACCAUUCCAAUGCAUGGAGUGUGGAAAGAACUUCAUUGAUAGUGGAAACCUUAGAAUUCAUCAACGCACUCACACGGGGGAGAAACCAUUUAAAUGUAUGGAGUGUGGAAAGAGCUUCAGGAACAGUGGAAAAUUUAAAAUACAUCAACGGAUUCACACUGGGGAGAAACCAUAUAAAUGUAUAGAGUGUGGAAAGUGUUUCACUGACAGUGAAACACUUAGAAUUCAUAAGUGGACUCACACGGGGGAGAACCCAUUUAAAUGUAUAGAGUGUGGAAAGUGCUUCAGUGCAAGUGGAAACCUUAAAAUUCAUCAGGUGAUUCACACAGGGGAGAAACCAUUUAAAUGUAUAGAGUGUGGAAAGAGCUUCCAUAAAAGUGAAACACUUAGAAUUCAUCAACGGACUCACACAGGGGAGAAACCAUUUAAUUGCAGGGUGUGCAGUAAGAGCUUCAUUGAUCGUGGAUCACUUAGAACCCAUCAUCGAAUUCACACAGGAGAGAAACCAUAUAAAUGUAUAGAUUGUGGAAAGAGCUUCAGUGGAAGUGGAACACUUAAAAAACAUCAACGGAUUCACACUGGGGAGAAACCAUUUAAAUGUACAGAGUGUGGAAAGAGCUUCAUUGACCAUGGAACACUUAGAAUUCAUCAACGGAUUCACACUGGGGGAAAACCAUUUAAAUGCAUGGAGUGUGGAAACAGCUUCACUGAGAGUCGAACACUUAGAAUUCAUCAGCUGAUUCACACAGGGGAGAAACCAUUCAAAUGUAUAGAGUGUGGAAAGAGCUUCACUGACAGUUCAAAACUUAAAAUUCAUCAACAGAUUCACACAGGGGAGAAAUUUAAAUGCCUGGAGUGUGGAAAGAGCUUCAGUGCAAGUCGAACACUUAGAAUUCAUCAACGGAUUCACAUGGAGAGUGGAAAGAAUUUUCGUCCAAGUGAAACACUUUGAAAAUUUCAAUAGACUCUCAAAGGGCAGAGACCAUUUCAGUGUAUGCAUUGUGCAAAGAAGUUCACUGAUAUUGUAAAACCUAGAAGACAUUAAUAAGCUCAAACAAGAGAGAAAUCAUGUAAAUGUCAGCAAUAUAGAAAGAAUUUCUGUCAAAGUUUAAGUCUUCCAUGUAUUGAGAUGAAGGAAGCAUCUCCCAAUAGUAAGCAUAAUGUAAGACUUAAUGCAGGCGUCCCCACCCUCGGCCCUCCAGCUGUUUUGCGAGUACAGCUCCCAUCAUCCCUGACCACUGGACCUGUUAGCUAGGGAUGAUGGGAGUUGCAGUCCCAAAACAUCUGGAGGGCCAAGUUUGAGGAUGCCUGACUUAAUGUAAUGUUACAUAGAGAGGGGGAGAGUGUUGCUUUGGAAGCAGGGCUGGGAAUAGUAGUAGUAGCAGCAGCAGCCGCAGUAGCAGCAGCAGUAGUAGUAUAUAUAACCUGCCCAUCUGGCUAGGUUUCCCAAUGCCCUCACUGUAGACAGCUUAAAAACAUGGGGGAAAACAUCAAGCAUAGAAAACCUCCUGAUACAGGGCUACCUUCUGAUGUCUCCUAAAAGUUGUGUAAUUCUUUAUGUCCUUGACGUUGGGCGCUACUGCCAAGACGGUCAUCUGCCUGGUUCCCUCUAACUUUGGUUCUCUGUGUGUAUUCUCCCACCACCAGAGGCUGGGUCCAUCUCUGCUUCACAGAUGAUCUUGCAGUGCAAACUUGGGCAGGGGUGGGACACCCCAUUUUGCAGCUGGCAUGCCUGGAUCAGUCCCUCCCCCCACUCUACUAAUCCCCAGAAUGAAGGGGUGGGGGGAGCCCUUCCCUGCUCUUCUGAUCUCCAAGGCCUGCUGUGGGUUGUGUGAUGCCCCAAACCAUUAUCCCACAGGACCCAUGGAUCCCCACUCUGGGGGAACAGAGGAGAGAGACUGAACAGGCCACCCGCCUCUUCUAAAAUGCCUCACCAGAGCAAAGCACCUGCUCUUCCUGAGACUGGAGUGAGUGAUGGGGGGAAGAGGGAGGAAAUGUGCAGAGACCCCCUCCAAAUCCAGUGUGCAUGACGGCAUGUCUUCUGCCAGGGGGAGCAACCCGCAGGGAAGGGGUGUGUUUCAGGACAUGCAAAGUCAGCGUGCAACCCAGUCAUGAGUUGGCUGUGUUGCCUGGAUCAUGCCUUAACCUCCUCAAGGAAGGAUUCAUUCUUUUCUGUCAUCUUGAUCUGGUGUUUUCCCUCCUCUCCCUGUCUUGCCCUUAUUUUUGUGCCUCAUUAAAAUAAACUAAUGCGAGUUGAA